GGGAAAAAAGGGUCCUGUGCGAGUUUGAUCCGUGUGUGAUGCGAAUUCAGCUCUAUAGACUGGCAUUCCCUGAAAUGGUGGCAAAAUCGCGCGAUUUUGAUUCGCAGCAGUGUGAACCUAGCCUAAAGGCCAUUGUUGUUUGUACAACCUUGUGCAUAAAGUAUGUAGAUGUCUUUGUAUGGCUCUAACAUGUAACCUUCUAAAUGCAGGCCAGAGCCCAGGCACCAUGACCCACCGCUCAAUCCACUGGUUCAGAAAGGGACUUCGCCUUCAUGACAACCCCGCCCUGCUCGCUGCCAUGAAAGACUGUGCCGAACUGCACCCCAUUUUCAUCUUGGAUCCCUGGUUCCCCAGGAAUAUGAAAGUUAGUGUCAAUCGCUGGAGAUUUCUCAUCGAGGCAUUGAAGGAUUUGGAUGAAAACCUGAAAAAGAUUAAUUCCAGGCUUUUUGUGGUGAGGGGGAAACCUGCUGAGGUCUUCCCCGUGCUUUUCAAAAAGUGGAAAGUGACCCGGCUGACCUUCGAAUUGGACACUGAGCCAUACUCCAAGCAGCGGGAUGCAGAGGUGGAGAGACUGGCAGCUGAGCACAAGGUGGAGGUCAUACAGAGGGUCUCAAACACCCUCUAUGAUGUAGAAAGGGUCAUUGCUGAGAACAAUGGGAAGCCCCCGCUGACUUAUGUCCGUCUACAGACUGUGCUGUCAUCCAUAGGACCCCCAAAGCGGCCUUAUAAUGCCCCAACAAAGGAUGAUAUGAAAGAUUGUUGCACUCCAUGGAAGUCAACUUACAAUGAGAAAUACGGCGUUCCCACCCUAGAAGAGUUGGGACAAGACCCCUCGCAGCUCGGACCUCACUUGUAUCCUGGCGGAGAGACCGAGGCACUGCAGAGGCUGGACCUCUACAUGAAGAGAACGGCAUGGGUAUGUAAUUUCCAGAAACCGGAUACAUCACCAAACUCGCUGACCCCCAGUACCACUGUGCUGAGCCCCUAUGUGAAAUUUGGCUGUCUGUCGGCUCGAACAUUUUAUUGGAGAGUGGCAGAGAUCUACCAAGGGAAGAAGCACUCAAGUCCACCAGUGUCACUCCAUGGCCAGCUACUGUGGCGGGAAUUCUACUAUGUUGUAGGGGCUGGAAUAUCGAACUUCGACAAGAUGCAAGGAAAUUCUGUGUGUGUGCAGGUAGACUGGGACGAGAAUAAGGAGCAUCUGAAGGCAUGGAGCAAUGCCAGAACAGGUUUCCCCUUUAUAGAUGCAAUCAUGACCCAGCUGAGGACCGAGGGAUGGAUCCACCACCUGGCCCGCCAUGCCGUAGCCUGCUUCUUGACACGAGGGGACCUGUGGAUAUCGUGGGAAGAAGGUCAAAAGGUAUUUGAAGAACUGCUCUUGGAUGCUGAUUGGGCACUGAACGCUGGAAACUGGAUGUGGCUCUCAGCUAGUGCUUUCUUCCACCAGUUCUUCCGUGUUUACUCUCCAGUGGCAUUUGGGAAGAAGACGGACAAGAGUGGCGAUUACAUAAAGAAAUACCUGCCCUUUCUAAAGAAGUUCCCAGCUGAAUACAUAUAUGAGCCAUGGAAGGCUCCACGCAGUAUACAGGAGAGGGCAGGCUGCAUCAUCGGGAAAGAUUACCCCAAACCCAUCGUGGUGCAUGAAACAGUGAGCAAGCAGAAUAUUCAGCGCAUGAAGGCUGCUUACGCAAGAAGAUCUGGGGCCGGCGCGAAGGAGACUGAGGGAGGGAGUGCCAAAAAGGGACAAAAGAGGAAAAGCCCCUCUGUAGCUGAUCUGUUAAAAAAGAAGAGGAGUUAGAGUUGAUUCAACAAAAAA
This is a messenger RNA of Rana temporaria (common frog), 1816 nucleotides long. RefSeq names its product cryptochrome-1-like. Gene Ontology annotation, biological process: circadian regulation of gene expression; entrainment of circadian clock by photoperiod. NCBI's taxonomy places the organism in Eukaryota, Metazoa, Chordata, Amphibia, Anura, Ranidae. The record is from RefSeq and is a predicted model, not a curated record. Gene Ontology annotation, cellular component: cytoplasm; nucleus. The transcript has 10 exons. Bases 179 to 1798 code for a protein of 539 amino acids. Gene Ontology annotation, molecular function: FAD binding; DNA binding.